This is a messenger RNA of Jaculus jaculus (lesser Egyptian jerboa), 882 nucleotides long. RefSeq names its product FEV transcription factor, ETS family member (gene Fev). Lineage: Eukaryota; Metazoa; Chordata; Mammalia; Rodentia; Dipodidae. The record is from RefSeq and is a predicted model, not a curated record. The transcript is spliced from 3 exons. Gene Ontology annotation, cellular component: nucleus. The coding region runs from base 172 to 882 and encodes 236 amino acids. Gene Ontology annotation, biological process: cell differentiation; regulation of transcription by RNA polymerase II. Gene Ontology annotation, molecular function: DNA-binding transcription factor activity, RNA polymerase II-specific; sequence-specific DNA binding.
CGCCACACCCUGACCGCCCCCUCCCGCCAGGCCUCGCCGGACCUGGCGCUGUCUUCUCCGCGCUGCCACCCUCGGUCGCCUCGGGCGGGGAUCGGCGCCCCAAAGCGCAGAGCUGACGCGCCCCCCUUUUCCGUCCCCCCCAAUCUCCCACCGCCCAGUCCCCUGGCAGCGAUGAGACAGAGCGGCGCCUCCCAGCCCCUGCUGAUCAACAUGUACCUGCCAGAUCCCGUCGGAGACGGUCUCUUCAAGGAAGGAAAGAGCCCCAGCUGGGGGCCCUUGAACCCCGCGGUACAGAAAGGCAGUGGGCAGAUCCAGCUGUGGCAGUUUCUCCUGGAGCUCCUGGCCGACCGCGCGAACGCCGGCUGCAUCGCAUGGGAAGGCGGUCACGGCGAGUUCAAGCUCACCGACCCCGACGAGGUGGCGCGGCGCUGGGGCGAGCGCAAGAGCAAACCCAACAUGAACUACGACAAGCUGAGCCGCGCCCUGCGCUACUACUACGACAAAAACAUCAUGAGCAAGGUGCAUGGCAAGCGCUAUGCCUACCGCUUCGACUUCCAGGGCCUGGCGCAGGCCUGCCAACCACCGCCUGCCCAUGCCCACGCCGCGGCCGCCGCAGCCGCAGCUGCGGCCGCGGCCCAGGACGGUGCGCUCUACAAGCUGCCCGCCGGCCUCGCCCCGCUGCCCUUCCCGGGCCUCUCCAAACUCAACCUCAUGGCCGCCUCCGCCGGCGUCUCACCCGCUGGCUUCUCCUACUGGCCCGGCCCGAACCCCGCUGCCACCGCCGCCGCCACGGCCGCACUGUACCCUACCCCGGGCUUGCAGCCUCCGCCCGGGCCGUUCGGCGCGGUGGCCGCGUCGCACUUGGGAGGUCAUUACCACUAG